Messenger RNA from Cuscuta europaea, 1969 nucleotides. The record is from the annotation of a GenBank genome assembly. Lineage: Eukaryota; Viridiplantae; Streptophyta; Magnoliopsida; Solanales; Convolvulaceae.
AUGAGGUGUUAUCCUUUUUCCCAGCUUGUUUGCAAGUAUACACGUUCUUAUCUUCUUGAGUCAAUAAGCAUAUAUGGUUCUUUGCUUUUCCAGUUAUCAUGAGCUUAUGCUUCCUCUGUUCAAAUGUAAAGCCUUUGACAUCACUAACAGAACCCGAUUUCCGAUCGUUUCUCAAACCUACCCGGCAACUCCGAUUCAUCAAUCAGCGGCGAAGAAAUGACGUUUUCUGUGGUUCGAUUAGAGCUGUUGAAGAGGGAAGCGAGCACUUAAACGCGGACAGUACCGUUCCCGUUCGCAUUCCGUUGAUUGAGACCGUAAGUGAAGAUGGAUUGGAGGAUCUCUACGAAGGGUUCAAUGUAGCUUCAAGUAUCGAAGCAGAAGAAAAUGCUCAAAGACGGGCGUCGAAGAGGACUCAGAGGAAGCAAGGACGAGAGACUGAAGAUAAAGAUGAGGAUUUUGAAGAGAAAGCCUACAUAGUAGGAGUUGCGUGCAAAAGCAGUACGGAUGAUUCCUUUGGUAUAGAGGAAUCACUGAAAGAGCUGGCCCAACUGGCUGACACCGCUGGACUAGUGGUUGUUGGUUCUACAUAUCAAAAACUAUCCACUCCAAACCCUAGGACAUAUAUAGGAUCUGGUAAGGUCUCAGAAGUGAAGAGUGCAAUCCAUUCCUUGGGAGCUGAGUCUGUAAUAUUUGAUGAUGAACUUUCACCAGGGCAGUUGCGAAACUUGGAGAAAUGUUUUGGGGUAGAUGUCAGAGUUUGUGAUCGUACUGCUCUCAUACUGGAUAUAUUUAACCAACGAGCAGCUACUCGUGAGGCUUCACUACAGGUUUCAUUAGCACAAAUGGAGUAUCAGUUACCUCGGCUGACAAGAAUGUGGACUCACCUUGAGCGUCAAGCUGGAGGGCAGGUCAAAGGUAUGGGUGAGAAACAAAUUGAAGUCGACAAGCGUAUAUUGCGUACUCAAAUUGGCGUUCUCAAGAAAGAGCUAGAAUCUGUUCGGAAGCAUAGAAAACAGUACAGGAACCAACGCACCUCUGUUCCUGUCCCUGUUGUGUCUUUGGUUGGAUACACUAAUGCGGGAAAGAGUACACUGCUGAAUAGGCUGACAGGGGCUGAUGUUCUUGCUGAGGAUAAGUUAUUUGCCACACUUGAUCCUACGACAAGAAGGGUUCAGAUGAACAAUGCUAGAGAGUUUCUUCUGACAGAUACAGUUGGGUUCAUUCAAAAGUUACCAACUACGCUGGUUGCUGCCUUUAGGGCAACAUUGGAAGAAAUAUCUGAAUCAUCACUUUUGGUGCAUUUGGUGGACGUCAGUCAUCCACUGGCAGAGCAACAAAUUGAAGCGGUGGAUAAAGUUCUUUCAGAAAUUGGCGCGUCUUUGAUUCCAAAGCUGAUGGUAUGGAAUAAGGUUGAUAGAGUUUCAGAUCCAGAAAAGAUCAAGUUGGAAGCCAAGAGAAAAAAUGCUAUUUGUAUAUCCGCUUUUACCGGUGAAGGGUUAGAUGAGUUUUGUAAUGCUAUUCAGGAUAGGCUGAAGGAUACUAUGGUCUGGGUUGAAGCUUUGGUACCUUUUGACAAAGGGGAACUCCUCAGUACCAUACAUCAAGUUGGAAUGGUUGACAGAACCGAGUACACUGGAAGUGGAACCGUGGUGAGAGGGUAUGUGCCCCUCCGUUUGGCAAGGAUUCUCACCCCAAUGAGGCAUAUGCGUGUGUCAUAAUAUCUUCCCGGCGUCAUGUUUCUGAUUCUGUUUUCACAAAACAAAGUUUGUGUACAUAAAACAGGAACGAGUAUCCCUGAAGGUUGUGCAUAUAAAUGGCAGUGUCUUCUUAGAUCCGGUCAAAGUGUGAUAAUUUAUCUGUUUUGCAGAUAUCAAUUUACGCGUGUAUACUUUAUCUGUUUGAGUUGGUCAAGUGGCUUUUUUUAAACACAAUCCGUUGACUUGAUUAUAUAUGGUGAAUUUAAUUAAGC